AUGGAGACCCUUUCUAUUCUAUCGCAGCUCAACACCUCGGCACGCGCGACCAGCUACCUAAAAGUCCCAUCCAAUGAGACUAUCCGGCUUCAGAACUUUAUUGAAAACGAGUUCCUUGCUUCUGAGCACAUAACGGAAUGGAUCAAUUCACGUUCCCCUCACUCAGGUGAGCUUCUGUUGGAUGUGCCUUGCAGUCCCCCAAGUGUCGUUGACUACGCUGUCAAUGUCGCAUAUCGGGCAUUUCCAGCAUGGUCACGUACCACGCCACACGAGAGGUCCGAAAUACUACUCCGGAUUGCGUCAAUUCUGGAAGAAUGGAAAGAGUUGUUUGCAGUCUGGGAAAACAUGGAUCAAGGUAAACCUAUGCUGCGCGCGCGGGCUGAAGUUGACCACUCUAUUCAACACUUCCGGUACUUUGCAAGAUACAUUCUUCACGACGAGAGUGCAGUGCGUCUCAACAAAGGCCUAGAAGAAUCGACUCUGACGUACGAAUACCGCGUUCCAGUAGGAGUUUGUGCCAUUAUCACUUCGUCGAACAUGCCGCUCUACCUUUUGACUGCCAAGAUUGCCGCGUGUCUCGCAUUUGGGUGUACCGGUGUGGCCAAGCCGAGCGAGUUGACCAGCAUGACAGCCUUUCGUAAGUUCUGA
Messenger RNA from Penicillium digitatum Pd1, 648 nucleotides. RefSeq names its product putative Aldehyde dehydrogenase (AldH12). Gene Ontology annotation, molecular function: oxidoreductase activity, acting on the aldehyde or oxo group of donors, NAD or NADP as acceptor. Lineage: Eukaryota; Fungi; Ascomycota; Eurotiomycetes; Eurotiales; Aspergillaceae. The record is from RefSeq and is a predicted model, not a curated record.